This is a messenger RNA of Carcharodon carcharias (great white shark), 3012 nucleotides long. It is a transcript of the gene zbtb14, whose product is annotated as zinc finger and BTB domain containing 14. Gene Ontology annotation, cellular component: nucleus. The record is from RefSeq and is a predicted model, not a curated record. Gene Ontology annotation, molecular function: DNA-binding transcription factor activity, RNA polymerase II-specific; protein binding; RNA polymerase II cis-regulatory region sequence-specific DNA binding. NCBI's taxonomy places the organism in Eukaryota, Metazoa, Chordata, Chondrichthyes, Lamniformes, Lamnidae. The coding region runs from base 178 to 1503 and encodes 441 amino acids. Gene Ontology annotation, biological process: regulation of transcription by RNA polymerase II. The transcript is spliced from 2 exons.
ACCCGGUGCGCGCUCGGGCGGAGCGGCCACAUCUACAAGUCGCUGCCCCGAGAGCUGACUCUCUCCUCCGGAGACCGUGUGCAGCGUGGGGCGCGGGGCCAGAGUGAAUCCCGGGGCCGAGCCGGAGCCGGAGCCGCAGCCGCAGCCCCGUCCCGAGCCAGUUGCUUACAGUGCACAAUGGGUGAAGUAGUGAAAUACAUUGAUGAUGAACAUAAAAAUGCAUUUCUGAAGACCCUGAAUGAACAGCGUUUAGAAGGAGAAUUCUGUGACAUAGCCAUUGUGGUGGAAGAUGUUAAGUUCCGAGCACACAGAUGUGUUUUGGCAGCUUGCAGCACUUACUUUAAGAAACUGUUUAAAAAGCUAGAGGUUGAUAGUUCUUCAGUGAUUGAGAUUGAUUUUCUGCGUUCAGAUAUAUUUGAAGAAGUACUGAAUUAUAUGUACACCUCCAAAAUCUCUGUGAAGAGAGAAGAUGUGAAUCUGAUGAUGUCUUCUGGUCAAAUCCUUGGAAUAAAGUUUUUAGAUAAGCUAUGCACUCAGAAGCGUGAUGUGUCUCCUCAGCAGAACGCAGCUCGUCGUAAAAGCCGAUACCCUUACAGUAUAAGUGCUAAAAUCCAUCGGCCCUCAGUAAAUAGCACCGACGAGGAGAUAGAAGAAAUUGGAGAUCAACUUGAAGCCCAGUCAGAAGAAGCAAUGGAAGAAACCGUACCGAAUCAAGAUGACGGGAAGUCCCAAGCUAAUGGCCUGCGGGUUCAGGAAGCCAUUUUAAAAGAACUUGGAAGUGAAGAAGUUCGUAAAGUCAGUUGCUUUGCUUCAGAAGUGGAAACCAUUGAGACAACUGAGCCAAAGGAUGUGACUCCCCAACCACCUCCAACUCUUGCUUUCAAUGACAGCAUGAGUGGAGUCAAGGAAGAGCAGCCACCAGGCUGGACAGCAAACACUGAUGUGAAAUUUGAAUAUUUGCUGUAUGGGGACAGGGAACAGUUCAGUUGUCAGACCUGUGGCAAGUCUUUCACUGAUGAAACACGUUUGAGGAAACAUGAGAAGUUGCAUUCUGCUGAUCGACCAUUUGUGUGUGACAUCUGCUCGAAAGCCUUCACCACGCAAGCUCACCUGAAAGAACAUCUCAAAAUUCACACAGGUUUCAAACCUUACGGGUGUGAUGUGUGUGGAAAAUCCUUCAUUCGAGCACCUGACCUAAAAAAACAUGAACGAGUUCACAGUAAUGAAAGACCCUUUGCAUGUCACAUGUGUGACAAAGCCUUCAAGCACAAGUCUCACCUUAAAGAUCAUGAGCGGAGGCACCGAGGUGAAAAGCCAUUUGUUUGUGGUUCCUGUACUAAAGCUUUUGCCAAAGCUUCGGAUCUAAAGAGGCAUGAGAACAAUAUGCAUAGUGAACGCAAACAAGUGCCUACAAAUGUGAUUGCUAGUGAAACAGAGCAGUUGCAAGCUGCAGCGAUGGCAGCUGAAACAGAGCAAAACCUCGAAAGUAUAGCCUGUAGUUGAAGCUAAAUUAAUGCUACUUUCCCCAUUUCCCUUUUGUUUUUGUAAAGGGUUUCUAUCAAAUAUAGGUGACUCCUUUAAUAAAUAUGACCCUUGUGUACUUUUGCCUUUAAAUUGUUCCUUUUCACAAUUUGUGUAUAUUAUUUAAAUGUUUAGGAAGAAUUGUUGCACUGUAUAAGGAGUUAAAAGGGUUGGCCACUUGGGACAACAGAAAUUAUGGAAUUGAACACUUCAGAUGUUAUAAAUGCUUUAAUCCUUGUAUAGUGCAAUAAUGUAUUUAUGGCAUACUUUGGUGUGUUUCAGUUUUAAUUUUUUUUAAUAAAGUUGCUUUUAAUGUUUCAGCCUGCCACUGCAGACUUUUUGACUAUAUUUGGUGGUAGCAUAUGAGCCACUAGGGUCAAAACCCUUUAGGAAUAAGAUUAAAGUAUUUUUGAUACCCAUUCUUUUCAAAGGACACCUGCCCACAGAUAUGUUGCUAAUUUAGUUUGAACAAUUUUAUGCUUGAUUUUUAAGCAUUCUUAAAAGAACUACUGUUGGUGUUUGUUUUUUGUACCACUAUUUCUUUAAAUAAGUUUCUUUAAGGGAAGCAAAGACAAUUUAUGUAUAGCCUAUAUCACAUGUUGGUCUUAUUUUAUACCAGCUAAUGGUGCAGGAUGCAUACAUUGUGAUGUAUGCACAGACUCCUUUGUAUCACAUAUUGCAUAGUGGUAAAAGAACAUAAGUAUCAAUUAAUGUUUAGUGUUCUUAAUGCAGAAUAUGAUGUAAUAAGAUAAAUUUGCAUACAGUAUCUCCCUUGUUAAAUUGAAGCUUGAGUUGUGGAUUUCGAUAAAUAGCAGCAGACCUUGACAACAGCAAAGCUUCUGACUCAGAAAAGAUACUUGCCAUUUCCCUAAAAAAGCUUUCGAACAAAAUCUGGAUCCUUAACAACUUAACAAUGGAGCAAUGCUGCAUUUAAUACUUUUGCCUGCACUUAAGAAAUCUCUCCUUAAAGCAGCUAUCUGAUAAUUCUUAUGGUAAAAUUUUAAAUAGAUGUCUGUAAAUAUUUUUAAUUAAAAAUUGAAUAAUUGUAAAAUUUACUGUUAGAUUUGACGUCAGGUUAAGUUGUCUUGCCCAGUUCAAAGUUUAGAAAACAUGAUUAAAAUUUUCAUACAUACGCAUAUUUUUCAGUAGCCUACAUAACAUGUUGGUCUUACUUUAUACCAGCUUAUGAUGCAGGUUGCAUAUUAUCAAAGUGCUUUCACCCUAGUCUGUGCCAGUGUCUGCGUUCAUGUGUCAAGCCUGUAGUGAUGUUAUGUAAGCGAUGUGCUUACUCUCAAAUUAAUUGUCAGUGUUUUGAUAUGAAUGUUUCGUAAUCAACACAAUAUGUAGAAAUUUGAGUUGGGUCAUUUGAAAAUAUUUUGUUUUCAGUUUUAUAAUUGGUUUGAUCAGUGUUGGACUAAAAUUAACUUGCCUUUCUCAGAACAUUCACUAUUGUCUGAAAAAUGUCUUGCAAAUUAAAAUGUAAACAUUUUA